This is a messenger RNA of Sphaeroforma arctica JP610, 1314 nucleotides long. RefSeq lists its product as hypothetical. Lineage: Eukaryota; Ichthyosporea; Ichthyophonida. The transcript has a single exon. Gene Ontology annotation, cellular component: mitochondrial intermembrane space. The record is from RefSeq and is a predicted model, not a curated record. Gene Ontology annotation, biological process: phospholipid transport. The coding region runs from base 305 to 904 and encodes 199 amino acids. Gene Ontology annotation, molecular function: phosphatidic acid transfer activity.
GUUCAAAACAAACUCCCCGCCGCCCCAAUCCCUCUAUUGAGAUCUUCUAAAUACAUAUCUAUAUGUAUAUAUAUCAAAGUGUUAUACUCUGCUGCGUGUAUAUAUUUAUUUACAUACUUCGUACAAGAGACCUAAAACUACUAUUAAAACGCACUCGAGAAGCGGAGAAUAACGUAGGGCACAUUUAACAGCUGCGUUUUUAGUCUCUUGUCAAUCGCGACGUGAGGCUUUUAGAUAGCGAACUAUCAACUGAUUUAAUAUAUAUAAAUUUAUAUACAAGACUUAAAAUUUGCGUUUUAAAAGUAUGAAGUUCUGGACGACUGAGCACAUUUUUCCUCACUCAUGGACUAAGGUCACCGAAGCCAGUUGGAGGAAAUACAAUGUUCCCUUAAGUGAGGUGCUACUACCACACGUCCUUGCAACGGAUGUGAUAGACCGUUCAGUGAGUGACAAUGGGGUCAUGUCCAGUACGCGAUUGUUUACCGUGGAGUCGGUCAUACCUUCAUGGAUUCGCCCUAUAAUUGGUGUUAGUGAGUCGUGUGGGUAUGUGUAUGAAACCUCUGAGGUCGAUCCGAGGCAGAAAAUAAUGGUAUUGAGGUCUAAGAAUAUCACAUUAAAUAACUAUGUGAGUGUUGAAGAAACCUGUACGUAUACACAGUUGGAUGACAACACCACACACUUCAAGCAGGAGUGUCAAAUAAGUGCCAAUAUAAGCUAUCUGGCAUCUAGAGCCGAAACAGCUGUGAUGGAUUCGUUUAAGAAAGGAGCAGAAAAAGGACGAGAUACAGUGGAGAAGGUCUGUCACUUUAUAGAUACAGAGGUUGCGGAAGUGGAGAAAGCGCUGGAAAGUGUGCUGCAUCUAGAAAGACCAGUUAAAUCCAAUGACGAUUCGGCCACUGAGUGAGGUCGUAGAAUUUAUGUACAGAACGUCAAUGAACUAUCCACAAGGGCGUAUUUAGAGUAAAUACUUUCACAGGAAAUUAUACUCAAAUGUUACAUUGAGAACCGGCUUUUACAGGGAUUUAAAGGGCUGUCAAGAUUCAUUUACCGAAAGACAGUGGCGGGAGGCCAGCCCAAUUAUGCGAUUUCAGUGACUGAAUGGAAAAAUAUCAGUGGCGACACUGCUUUAUCCAUAACGUCAUUUCAUCACAUCACCGCAUUGCGCUAUACAAUUACGAAGCUAUUUGAUUGUGGGCAUCUAAGCUUUUAGUAUAAAUAUCUGAUUUGUUAUGCGGUCGCUCACACAUUGUCCUAAGGAUGAGGGCAAUGUAUUUAUAAGAACUGUUAUACAUUUAAUAUAUAUGUAUAUGUAUA